This is a messenger RNA of Psammomys obesus (fat sand rat), 1370 nucleotides long. It is a transcript of the gene Rtp4, whose product is annotated as receptor transporter protein 4. The record is from RefSeq and is a predicted model, not a curated record. The coding region runs from base 115 to 954 and encodes 279 amino acids. Gene Ontology annotation, cellular component: cytoplasm. Lineage: Eukaryota; Metazoa; Chordata; Mammalia; Rodentia; Muridae. The transcript is spliced from 2 exons. Gene Ontology annotation, biological process: protein insertion into membrane; protein targeting to membrane; detection of chemical stimulus involved in sensory perception of bitter taste. Gene Ontology annotation, molecular function: olfactory receptor binding.
CAUAACCAGGAAACCGAAACUGUUCUUUGUUUUUUUUUUCUUCUCCUCUCCCUCCCAGAACUGAACAAGACAGUGAGCUGCUUACUAACUCCCGGGCCUCAGCCACCUCUGAGAAUGCUGUUCUCUGAUUUCAGUCCUUGGGAGCAGACGUUUCAAGAUCUGAUCCAAGAGGAGAAACCUGGGGCCUACUGGACCUUGCAGUUAAGUAGGAACAUUGUUCCAAAUGCUGCGGCCGUGGGAUGGAGGCAGUACCAGCAGACAGUACCUGGCAGGUUCCACUGUUCCAUUUGUAAGAGAAGUUGGAUUUCUGCCCAAGUGAAGAUCUUAUGCCACAUGUACCGGGUGCCUGGGACAUCUCAGGGCCAGGUGCUCAUGAGGAUCUUUGCUCAGCGGUGCCAGAAGUGUACUGAGUCUCAAUUUGAGAAUCCUGAGUUCUCCACAGAGACCACCAAAAGGAUUCUGAGUGGCCUAGUGAAUUAUAUUCUGUAUAGAUACUAUGGACAUGGCACCAGGAAGAUUCCAUCAAAUGUACCUUUGGAUGAGAGGGUGCCUUUGGAUGGGCCCCAUGACGCACAAAAUUGUGAGGCAUGCACUCUCGGCCUACAUGGAGGGUGUGCCCUUAUACCCAAAGCAAAGCUGCCCCAAUCCUCAUCUCCUUCACCAAACAGAAAGGGAAAUAAUGCUGAAAGGCACUCUCUUCUCCACAGUUCUCCAGCCCCUAUACCUAAAGCAAAGCUGCCCCAAUCCUCAUAUCCUUCACCAAACAGAAAGGGAGAUAACACUGAAAGGCAUUCUUUUCUCCACAGUUCUUGUCCACCAAGGAGCCAUCAUUCUUCACCUCAGACUGGGAAUAGAGGCUUUCAAGAACACAUAGAGCCCCAUGACACAUGGCUACCAUUGUUUGGGCUUUUGGCUGUUGCUGCACUUACCAUUAUUGGUCAAUUGUUUAGAUAAUAGGUUUAUCAUCUUGUUUUAAUUCCACGGCUAUCAAUAAAAUGAAUGCCAGUGAAUAGUUUGAGAUCAAGCAAGGCCAAGUAUAUAUUAUAAACAUAGUUUGCUGGACAUACUCCAAAAAUAACCUAAAACAUGACAAAUACAUAAUAGACCCAGCAACAAAUUUGUAGUGAAUUGUUAACUAGUCUGUGUUUGCUUGCUCACUUAUUGUUAUCGAGCUGUAUUGAUUAAAUCUUGAAAAGAACUAAUAGUCAUGAGUAUUAUCAUAUACUUUCUGUGUCACACACAGAAAUGUUCCACACACACACCAAAAAUGCCCUUACCCUAACCCCUAACCCUUGAACUUGUGAAUAAGCUAUAAUUUGUUGGAAGAAUGGACUUUGUAGACAUGAUUAAUUAAAAGAUCUUGAUGUAAA